Dentiscutata erythropus is the source of this 623-nucleotide messenger RNA. NCBI's taxonomy places the organism in Eukaryota, Fungi, Glomeromycota, Glomeromycetes, Diversisporales, Gigasporaceae. The record is from the annotation of a GenBank genome assembly.
AAGCAUAUAAUAGCAAAUUUGUGUUACCAUUUCUUGCGAUGGCAAGUUCCGUGUGUGGUGCGAAGGUUAAAAUAUAUCCAGAAGAAUAUAUCCAAGGGAAAUAUGGUCGUGGACCAGUGGAUUUUUGUAUGAUAUUGGAAAAAAUAAUCAUUAGUGUUUUAGAGGUAAAAAGAGAUGAUUUUAUACAAGGUACAGCACAAAUAAUUGUACAGCUUCAUUCAUCGCUUGAAAGAAGACAUGAGGAUGAUGAUUUUGUUAUUGAUAAAGCGUAUGGAAUAGUUACCGACAGUAAAUUAUGGUAUUUUUUCGAGUGUUCUAUGAAUGGAGAUAAACCAGAAUAUAGAAUCCAUUCAGAAGAAGGUACUUCGAUUAAUUGGGGUAGCAAUUUUGAGGAAGGGGUUACCGAGGUCUUAGGACAAAUUGUUUGGCUAUUUAAAGAUGCAGAAAAAUUAAUAGAAUCAGCAAAACAAAAGAAGGCUUCCUUUGUUGUAGAUGGUCAGACACAGAAUGGUAAGGAAGCGAUAGCAGAGGUGUGGUUAUCUAUAGAUAAUUCGGUAUCAACUGUUGAUUUAUUCAACUCCGUAGUGGACCAACAAAAUAAUGCCAACACCAAGUCAAUAUAA